CUCCUGAGUCCUAGUCUCAGAACCUCCGGAGGGGUUGAGGCCGGGUUCUCUGGAUAUAUCUUCCAUAAAUUGAUGGUCUCGGAUGUAGGGGGCAGGUCCAGUCUACACCCAUACCGUGUGCUGGCGCGGCCGCGUGCUCGUGGGGGCGGGAGCGCGUGUGGCAUAUAACAGGUCAUGUGGCAACCUCCUAGGGACACGCGUGGGGUCUGGAGCGGGACACGCGUGUGCAGCUGGGUCCCGCGUGCGGCUCAGGGAGUGGUGGACGAGAAGGACGUGGACACGAUUGGGGUGGGGCAUGUGAGGGUCUGAAGAACAGACCAGAGGUUCCAUACGUCCUCCCCCUCUUCAGGGGCGGGUCUCAGGUUGGCGGGAGAGCCCAGUGGGGACCUAGUGUCGAGAAGGGGGGGCAGCCUCUGGGGCUCAGGGCCCGGGGAGAGGCCGGGGGGGGGGUGGUGGGUGGGUUGGGGGAUUAGCUCUGAGCCGCGCGUAGGGGGGAGAAGGAGGGACUGAGAGGCGGGCGGGCCUGGAGCAAGCGGGAGCAAGCGGGAGCCGCGCUGCCUUCACAGCUGAGCUGGGCCCAGCCUCUCCGCUGCCUCUUCUCGGCCCCAGCUCCAGGCAAGCAGCGGCCUGUCUGAAGAGCAUGCUGCCCGCUCACUCCCCACCUGGCCUGGCCAUCCCUGCCCCCCCAGCCUGACCCCCGGCCCCAGCAUGGCCCAGGGUGCCAUGCGCUUCUGCUCGGAAGGCGACUGUGCCAUCUCCCCACCACGAUGCCCACGCCGCUGGCUCCCCGAAGGCCCAGUGCCCCAGAGCCCCCCAGCCAGCAUGUAUGGCAGCACAGGCUCCUUACUCCGGCGAGUGGCAGGUCCAGGUCCCCGAAGUCGGGAGCUUGGACGUGUGACAGCACCCUGUACACCUCUGCGUGGCCCCCCUUCACCCCGCAUUGCUCCCUCACCUUGGGCACCCUCUUCACCCACUGGGCAGCCCCCACCAGAGGCCCAGAGCUCUGUGGUCAUAUUCCGCUUUGUGGAGAAGGCCAGUGUGAGGCCACUGAAUGGGCUGCCUGCUCCUGGAGGCUUGAGUCGGAGCUGGGACCUGGGUGGGGUCUCUCCUCCCAGGCCCACUCCAGCCCUCAGGCCUGGCUCCCAUCAAAAGUUGAGGCUAGAAGCAUCCACAUCAGACCCGCUUCCAGCUGGAGGAGGCUCAGCUCGGCCUGGGAGCCAGGGCCUUUUACAGGGGCCACCAACUCAACCCCAGGUUGGAGCAGAUGGUCUUUACUCCUCUCUCCCCAAUGGGCUGGGGGGACCCUCUGAGCACCUGGCCACAUUAUUCCGAGGACCUGCUGACACUGGACUCCUGAACCAGGGGGACAUCUGGUCCUCACCACGAGAAGUCUCCUCUCAUGCCCAGAGAAUCGCUCGAGCCAAAUGGGAAUUCUUCUAUGGCUCUUUGGAUCCCCCCAGCUCAGGUGCUAAGCCCCCAGAGCAGGCCCCCCCAUCUCCACCUGGGGUGGGCUCAGGGCAGGGCUCUGGGGUGGCUGUGGGGCGAGCAGCCAAGUACUCCGAGACGGACCUGGACACAGUGCCCCUGAGGUGCUACCGCGAGACCGACAUCGAUGAGGUGCUGACUGAGCGGGAAGAGGCUGACUCGGCCAUCGAGAGUCAGCCCAGCUCUGAGGGCCUGCCUGGCACUGCCCGCCCACCUGUCCCACGUCCUGGCCCAUGCCUUGGCCCUCACCCCAGCCUGGGCAGUGGCAAUGAGGACGAGGAUGAGGCAGGUGGGGAAGAGGAUGUGGACGACGAAGUGUUUGAGGCCUCAGAAGGGGCCCGGCCAGGUACCCGAAUGCCUCACUCCGGGCCUCUCAAGUCACCUCUGCCCUUUCUACCUGGGACCAGCCCCUCGGCUGAUGGGCCUGACUCUUUCAGUUGUGUGUUUGAAGCCAUCUUGGAGUCACACCGGGCCAAGGGCACCUCCUACACCAGCCUCGCCUCGCUGGAGGCCCUGGCCUCACCUGGCCCGACCCAGAGCCCCUUUUUCACCUUCGAGCUGCCUCCCCAACCCCCUGCCCCAAGGCCUGAUCCGCCUGCUCCUGCCCCACUUGCUCCUCUGGAACCGGAUUCUGGUACCAGCUCUGCUGCUGAUGGGCCUUGGACACAGAGAGGGGAGGAAGAGGAGGCAGAGGCUGGAGCCAAGCAGGCCCCAGGGAGGGAUCCCCCUAGUCCUUGCCACUCAGAAGACAGCUUCGGACUGGGGGCAGCACCCCUGGGCAGUGAACCACCCCUGAACCAACUGGUGUCUGAUUCGGACUCAGAGCUGGACAGCACAGAGCGGCUGGCCCUGGGAAGCACUGACACCUUGUCCAAUGGGCAGAAAGCAGACCUGGAGGCUGCACAGCGCCUCGCUAAGAGGCUGUACCGACUAGAUGGCUUCAGGAAGGCGGAUGUGGCCCGGCAUCUGGGCAAGAACAAUGACUUCAGCAAACUUGUGGCUGGCGAGUACCUGAAGUUUUUUGUCUUCACGGGCAUGACUCUGGACCAAGCUCUCAGGGUGUUUCUCAAGGAGCUGGCCUUAAUGGGUGAGACCCAGGAACGGGAGCGUGUGCUGGCCCACUUCUCCCAGAGAUACUUCCAGUGUAAUCCUGGAGCCCUGUCCUCAGAGGACGGUGCGCACACGCUGACCUGCGCCCUCAUGCUACUCAAUACGGAUCUCCACGGCCACAACAUCGGGAAACGCAUGACCUGCGGAGACUUCAUCGGUAACUUGGAAGGCCUCAACGAAGGCGGCGACUUCCCCAGAGAGCUGCUCAAGGCCUUGUACAGCUCCAUCAAGAAUGAAAAGUUGCAGUGGGCCAUAGACGAGGAGGAGCUGAGACGGUCUCUGUCUGAGCUGGCCGACCCCAACCCCAAGGUCAUCAAGAGGGUCAGCGGGGGCGGUGGCAGUGGCUCCAGCCCUUUCCUGGACCUGACUCCCGAGCCCGGGGCUGCAGUCUACAAGCACGGCGCCCUGGUGCGCAAGGUGCACGCGGACCCUGACUGCAGGAAGAGUACGUGGCCAGCACCUCGGGGCAAGCGCGGCUGGAAGAACUUCCACGGGAUCCUCAAGGGCAUGAUCCUCUAUCUGCAGAAGGAGGAGUACCAGCCUGGGAAAGCGCUGUCGGAGGCAGAGCUUAAGAACGCCAUCAGCAUCCACCACGCGCUGGCCACGCGGGCCAGUGACUACAGCAAGAGGCCGCACGUCUUCUACCUGCGCACUGCUGACUGGCGGGUCUUCCUCUUCCAGGCCCCGAGCCUGGAGCAGAUGCAGUCCUGGAUCACUCGCAUCAACGUGGUGGCUGCCAUGUUCUCCGCACCCCCAUUCCCAGCUGCUGUCAGCUCCCAGAAGAAGUUCAGCCGCCCUCUGCUACCCAGCGCUGCCACCCGCCUCUCCCAGGAGGAGCAAGUGCGGACCCACGAGGCCAAGCUGAAGGCCAUGGCAAGUGAGUUGCGGGAGCACCGGGCCACGCAACUGGCCAAGAAGGCCCGGGGCAAGGAGGCUGAAGAGCAGCGGCAGAAGGAGGCGUAUCUGGAGUUUGAGAAAUCCCGCUACGGCACGUACGCAGCGCUGCUUCGGGUCAAGCUGAAGGCGGGCAGCGAGGAGCUGGAUGCGGUGGAGGCAGCAGUGGCCCAGGCCAGUGGCACGGAGGAUGGACUACCCCCUCCUCACUCCAGUCCCUCCCUGCCGGCCAACACCUCCAGCCAGCCCCGGGCUCAGUGUCCCGACUCAGAGGCUAGGGCAGGGGCAGGCAGUGGGCGGUGGAAGCCCUGAGCUGGGGGGUGGGAGUGGGGGGGCGGUGCCCACCGGGCACCUGCAUGACACGGCUCUGCCUAAGCCCGGGCCGGCCUCGGGCCACCUGUGAGGGCCUCUUGGUCCAGGGCCUGACCGCGCCGGACGCGGUGUCCGGGGCAGGGCAGGGCUAGGGCGUGGGCCUCAGGAGCCUUAGGCUAAGGGCCCCUCUGAGACCCCUUUUUUGUGAUAAUGUUUUGCACUUUUUCGUACAGGGGAUGGGGGUGGGAGGGGCCAGGGCCCCUGGACUCUU
Molecule: messenger RNA, 4072 nt
Organism: Bubalus bubalis (water buffalo)
Lineage: Eukaryota; Metazoa; Chordata; Mammalia; Artiodactyla; Bovidae
Gene: PSD
Product: pleckstrin and Sec7 domain containing
Exons: 17
Coding region: 709-3801 (1030 amino acids)
Biological process (GO): regulation of ARF protein signal transduction
Molecular function (GO): protein binding; phospholipid binding; guanyl-nucleotide exchange factor activity
Source: RefSeq, a predicted model, not a curated record